Liolophura sinensis is the source of this 2764-nucleotide messenger RNA. RefSeq lists its product as uncharacterized. The transcript is spliced from 8 exons. The record is from RefSeq and is a predicted model, not a curated record. Bases 326 to 1264 code for a protein of 312 amino acids. NCBI's taxonomy places the organism in Eukaryota, Metazoa, Mollusca, Polyplacophora, Chitonida, Chitonidae.
ACAUGGGCAUGCAGAAAUAGAACUAUUUCUCUCCAUGGUUGUUUCCCGAUUUUACCUUCUGGGUUCAUGGCUGUGGAGCACAGAAGAGGGUCUUACCACAUGGGUAAUUAUGAAGACAAAGACGGCGUAUUUCUCUCCGUGACAGUUUUGAGAGACAGUUUCGUGAUUUUCGAUUUUAGUGUUUGCCAAUACAGAGUGCAGAAGAUAAAUUGUUCCGGAUCAAAAUGCCAGCCAGAAAAGACUGAGAACUGCUGAAAUGAUGACAAAAAACCCUGCAAAACAAAACAAUACACCAACAACAAAAGGUUGGUGUUAAGAAAGCGAGAUGGACUCUCGGACAGUCCUCAGGCAGCUGUUUCAAGUCGCUGCCGGGGUUAUGAUAUUGACUACAGCCGUCGCCAAUGAGGACCCUACGGAGGAAGGAACCGAAGUCAUCGGCAACUACACAAUCACCAUCAAAAUUAACAAAGACGAUGGAAUCAGCGCGAGCGCUACCACCUCUUUUACCUACAGGGUGUUUGGUGAGAAAGAUUAUGGGACACCGGCUGCUUCCCGAGCUACCUGUAGAGACAUGGAUAUUCCAUACACGGACAUUGCCGACAUCGGCAGAAUAUGUUCAAUUGGUCUUCAGCUGUCAUCGAAUUUUGGAAGUUGUUCGAUUAACAAGAUUAUAAUUAGGGACAACAACAGGAACGAAAAUGCUGUUUUUAACGUCAAGUCUUUCCUCCGGGAUUCGGAGUCCAGAUACCAGCGGGCAGAACCAUUGCAGUUGAGAUGGGAGAGGUGGGGAGAAUGGGACCCGUGUAACUGUGAAGAAUAUUAUAAAACCCGAUCACGGACAUGUCCGGUUGUUUCCGGGCAGUGCGAUAACGUGACCCCGUGUGUGGGGAAAGCCCAGGAGAAGGUGUCCUGCUCCUGUGACCCUCCUAAACAAGCAGAGUCCGCCUCAGACGACCAGGUCGUUGUGAUUCCCAUUAUUGGCGGCAUUGCCGCCAUCUUGGUCAUCGUCGUUGUUGCAGCUAUAUGUUACAGUAGGAAAAUUAACAAACGGAGUAAGAAGAGCGGAAACACUGGUCGGCAUGGAGACUGCCCAGAAAUUGUCAUCACUCCACCGGAAGAGGCGGAGAAUACAUGGUCGCCUAGCAACAACGCCUAUCCAACCAAAGCAAUAGGAGAACAGUCAAACUUGAUUGAUCCCGGAAAGUACGCAAUUGAUGAUGUCGAAUGGGAAAAGAAUGACUUAUAUGUCUCUUCUCGCCCGUGAGGUCCUGAUUCAGUUUUCACCAUAUUGGCUCGUUUCUACGGCUGCUGUUACAACUAGUAAUGGUCACACGACUCUCAGAAGACGUGCACACUCUAUCGAAUGCAUUGUUUGGGCGGAUAAAGUUUCAUAUUGUGAUUCUUGGGAAAGUCUCGCGAGAGUUGUUGUCGAUGAGACCGUGUAAAGCUGAAAAACAAGUGCAUGUAUGAUCAGCAUGUCCAUAGUGAUGGACAGUUUCAGUCUCAGUGACCAAGGUCCCUUGCCAGCAGACUGGCCUUUCUUCUUGUCUGAAUCAAAUUCCAAAUAUUUUAUAUGGACAGAAGGUAAUGUUGUAAAACCAAAUUAUGACUAACAGAAAACACAUUUUGGAUUUAGUGAGAAUGUUAACUGGUUUCCCCUGUUAAAUCGGCUCUGGAUCAUUCUAUGCAUCAGUGUGUUUUAUAUGAAAGUAGCAUUGAACUGUUCUAUACAUUACUGUGUCUUAUAUCAUAUAUUUAGCCAGCACUGGAUGCCUUACACUGCGAUCUAUACCGAUAUAUAAAAAUAUUGAUAUCGCUUCGAUUUGUCAUCAAAAGUAAAUUGGAAUAUUUGAAAAAACUGAUACAUGAUGCUAAUCUACUCGCCCAUGGAGUUGGAGUAGUUUGCACAUAUGCAGUGAAGUAAGGAUGUCUUGUUCCGGUGACAAUUUUCACAAGAACGUCAUGGUCUAAACAUCCAUCGUUAAUGCUCAGUGGCAUUGUGUACCUUUCCUAUACCAUUAAUGCCCAGUGAUAUUGUAUACCGUUAGUACAACAUUAAUGCUCAGUGACAUUGUGUACCUUUACUGCACGAUUAUUGCUCUGUGACAUUGUUUACCAUUGCUUCUCAGAAUGUCACGUCCUCGUGAACAGUGUAUCUUUUCCUAAGCAUAUCUUUCUUACCACUAAGGCAUCACAUUGCCAAUAAAUAACACUGAAGUGUUCAUUUACUGUUAUCACGUAUUAAUAAUAUGUUUAUUUCAGGCAAAAGCAGCCUACAGCUGUAUGAGCGCAAAUAUGACGAUGAGCAGAAAGCAUACAACAGAAUUACAAGACAGUAAUUUACAUGCGUGCAGGGCAAUAACUACAUGUAGGUGCAGCGUUUCAACCCAGUUGGCUUCAAGCUUGGAACAAACACCUAAAUCAAUAUCCAACAAGACACGAAUUAGCACAUUUUGACAAUAUAACAAGCCAUGACUAAAUUUGAGUGUUGAUUAAUUGAAUGAUAGAAUCCAUUCAUGCAAAACAUUGUAACUAGCUUUACAAUCCAGUAUUAUCUUGAAUUCCUCAUAUUCCUAAAUAAUUAUUUUUUUCAUACGUUUUCAGUAUUAUGUACAUGCUGCUAUCAAUUUACAAGCGGAAUGUUCUCAUGAUCCAUGUAGUAAUACAUCAUCUUGAAUGUUCUCAUAUUCAAAAAAUGAUACAUUUAAGUGUUACAUAUUGUUAUCAUAAACUGGUUACACAGCGCCAGUGUUGUGUUUAAAUA